GUCACUAGUAACCGUGAUGAAAGCUAAUAAUCAAACACAGCCCCUCUAUCACAACCUCAACUUUAAAACAUAUGAAAUUUUACCUUUACCCGAUCGACAACAGAAAUCUACUUAUUGUUAUCCGUGGUCUAAAUUCCGGCAUCAAAACGUGAGACAUCUCAUAUUCGCAAACGUCAUAAUUCUGAGGUGCGGUUGUUGACACACACAGCGGAGGUGAAUCGCUGACACAUUUCCACGUUCCCUUGGAUAAAAACCACGUCGCUUUCGGACAUUCAACCAGUUUAUCUUUGACGUGCAAGUGAGACAUCUUCGAUAACCUAGACGAGAAUGACGCUGAAUUUAUGUGUGGCGCUUUUGAGUUGUACACUGUUGUUAGCAUUCUGUCGUUGUGGAAAUACUCUUCUCUGCUAUCAAUGUGCCGCAGGUUCUGAGAAUGAAUGUAACAAUAACCAAAAUCUAACCUCGUGUAAAGUAGAAAAACAGCUUUGUACCACAGCAAUAUUUUCGCACUCGAACAACGAACAUACCUACUCAAAAACUUGCUUACCACCAUUUUUUAUCAACGGAUACUGCGAAAGAAUAAACAAGUCAAGACCUGUGUAUAACUGUUCAAUUUCCUCUUGCGAUAAGGAUUACUGCAAUGGUCCACCACCUACAACACCAUCUACAACACCAGCUACAAUCGCAACCACAACUGAUAACAAGAUUCCCACUAAAGACAUGAAUAACCAAGAAUCAACAGCCUCUCCAAAAGAUACUACUGUCCGGUCUGGAAGCCCAUCCACAACUUUUGGCUUAAGCACUUCGGGAAUUACAAUAGUCUCUUUAGCUCUUUGGAACAUUUUAGAGAUAAGCUACAUCAGUUAACUUAAUACGAUUCAGCCGAAUGUUGAUGGAAUGUUAAUUCUGUUACAGUGAGAUUUAUUCACACUUUAAACCCAAGGGGUGAUCAGCAUCUAAUUUCUCCUUUCUGUAAUAAGGCUAAUUCAUUUUUUAAGAUUAUGAGGAUAACUAAAAUGAUCACUAACCUAUGAAGCUCUGAUUGUAAAAUAAAUUCUCGAUAUCAGUACCAUAAGGAUUGUAAAGAUGAGAGACUGGAGAAUGUGGAUACUGUUUAUAAGGUGUUAAGGGUAAUAAGUUGACCUAUAUGUAACCAGAACAUAACUUGCUUGUAUAUAAAAUCAUCCUUACAGUAUUUAAAAGUUUAUAAAAGGUUGACCAGGAAACAAA
Pocillopora verrucosa is the source of this 1230-nucleotide messenger RNA. NCBI's taxonomy places the organism in Eukaryota, Metazoa, Cnidaria, Anthozoa, Scleractinia, Pocilloporidae. The record is from RefSeq and is a predicted model, not a curated record.